Molecule: messenger RNA, 631 nt
Organism: Gossypium raimondii (Peruvian cotton)
Lineage: Eukaryota; Viridiplantae; Streptophyta; Magnoliopsida; Malvales; Malvaceae
Product: protein LURP-one-related 4
Source: RefSeq, a predicted model, not a curated record
AUCAAAUUUAAGUUUCUUAGUUUCUCCAUUGAUGGCUAAUAAGGUUCAUCCUCAAGCAUCCGUUUCAGAUCCAUCUCCAGCUGGAAGACAAACAUUCACCGUUUGGAUGAAAUCACUGGUAUGCCACACCAAUGGUUGCACCGUUUUCGAUUCCAAAGGUGACAUCGUAUAUCGUGUCGAAAACUACGACAGCAAAGGUGGUGUCAUGGACCUGCAAGGCAAUAUCCUCUAUUCUAUACUAAGCAAGAAGCUUCAAAUCUUUGGAUGUUGGAACGGGUAUAGAGUGGGCACAAACAAGGAACAGCCAUGCUUUACAGUUAAGAAGUGCUACAGUAUUGUCCGGAGAGAAAUAGCUUGUCAGGUUACUGUGGGGUUUAACACGUACUGGAUAGUGAGGUUAGGUCUCAAGAACCAAGGGUUUAAGAUACUCAACAUAACUGGAGAUAUUGUAGCAGAGGUGAAGCAAAAGCAGGUAUCAAGUGGGGUGGUGUUAGGAGAGGAUGUAUUAGCUUUGGAGGUGGAACCCUGUAUGGAUCAUUCCCUAAUCGUUGCUCUUGUCACCGUUUAUGGAUUGAUCAAUCGGAGAUUGUAGAUAAACCCAACCAUGAUUAAAUCAAACAGUGCAGUAUAG